GCGUGGUGUGUUGCCUCUUUACGGUUCUCAUGGUGUGUAUAACCCCCGCCUCCUGCGUUCAGCUCAGACACUUUGAGACAUACAGAGACACAGAAGCAUGGCAGAAGAAGCUCCAGCAGCUGCACCGGCUAAAGCUCCGGCCAAAGCCCCGAAGAAGAAGGCUGCCAGGCCCAAGAAGGAUGGACCAAGCCUCCCGAAGCUCAUCGUCGCCGCUGUGGCCGAGUCUAAAGAGCGGAAGGGGAUCUCACUGGCUGCGAUCAAGAAGGUUCUGGGGUCCAAAAAUAUGGAUGUGGCCAAGGCAAACAAACGCAUCAACACCGCUAUCACCAAGCUGGUGAGUAGUGGGGUUCUGAGCCAGACUAAGGGCACCGGUGCCUCCGGUUCCUUCAAGCUCGCUAAGGAGCCCAAAGCCUCCAAACCGGUCAAGAAGGUGAGCAAGAAGAAGGCUCCUGCCAAGGCUAAGAAGCCCGCUCCAGCUAAAGCUAAGAAACCUGUCGCGGCCAAGAAGGCACCAGCUAAAAAGACAGCGGUCAAGAGAUCCCCGAAGAAGGCAGCACCCAAGAAAGCCGUCAAGACGACACCGAAGAAGAGUCCCAAAAAAACCGCAGCGAAGAAGCCCAAACCUGCAGCUAAGAAAAGUGCAGCCAAGAAGCCCAAAGCUAAGAAAACUGCAAAGAAGUGAAGCUGCUUCAUCUCCACUUACUCAUCAGCAAAGGCUCUUUUCAGAGCCACCACAGCUUCCACUAAAGAGCUGCUGCCUAACUCCUCACUACAUCAACACUCAAUAUCACUGCUCAUAUUUUAAAGCUCUACAAAAUAACACUGAACUUAAACAAUAUAACAUAAAUGUGAAAAUUUCUCCACUCAACCUCUGCAAUCAAUUAAUACAAUCAGAUUAAAUCCACAUCAGAAUAUGAGUCAGGAAGAAUCUGUCAGAGCUUCAGAUCAAUCAAUUCCUGAUGCAUUCAUAUCAUUCAUGCUGCAUAUUUCUAAAUGUUGUCUUCUGCAUUGAAUGAAAAUACUCCUCCAAGGUAUAUUUUCAUUAGUACAGCUAAACAUUCUUGAAUUAACCUUCAAUCACAGCAAACUAAUAAAUCCCUGUGUGUUUAUUUAAUGAUA
Molecule: messenger RNA, 1119 nt
Organism: Acanthochromis polyacanthus (spiny chromis)
Lineage: Eukaryota; Metazoa; Chordata; Actinopteri; Pomacentridae
Product: histone H1-like
Exons: 1
Coding region: 98-682 (194 amino acids)
Biological process (GO): nucleosome assembly
Cellular component (GO): nucleosome
Molecular function (GO): DNA binding; structural constituent of chromatin
Source: RefSeq, a predicted model, not a curated record